CAACUACUUCGACUGAAUAUUGAUAAAAAAAGUACAGUAAUUUACUGUCGAGAACACAAUCUGUUUCAUUUCGAAAGACUAUCUCAAGCAAAAAACGCCAGCAAGGCACGCUACCGUUUCAAACUGACAACCAUCAAAAGCUAGAAAUUUCAUGAUGAAUGCGCCUCCGACUUAUUCAAUCCUGCUACUGGUCCUCCUCGUGGGAUCAGCGAUUUCAUCGGUUGAUUCAUUUCUGGCAACUGCACCAAGAACGGCAACGACAAAACAAACGGCUCUCCGUGCCUCUUUUGAGGACCUGCGGAGUGCAUUUCCCAAAGACGCAAACAUUGUCAAGGCCGGUGGCUGGCACAAUCUUGAGCAACUGUCUGAGGAUCCAAAGGGCGCUCUAGUGGAAUACGUCGUCAACGGCCUGAAGGGAACCUCCUCAGGGUCCAUCCAACCGUCGGUCGCCGCCCGCGACAGCGAGAAAAUCGAGGCGCUUGCCCUUUUGCUGUACGGAAUGGGCAAAGGAUUCACCGCCGAUGCAAUUGACGGAGAAUGGGACCUUGUCUUUACCAAGCAGGGCUCGAAAAGUCCGUCCUUUCAAAAACUUGUCGGCAAGCAAGAAACCGCUGGCCGAUCGAAAAAUGUGUUUGACGUCGCCAAAAUGGUAUUUUCGGGAGAUGUACGCUUCUGGAGAUGGGGGAAAGUAGCCACCACCGUUCGUUACACACCCACGUCGGACGCCUUCUCGACGUCUGCCGAUGGCAAGAUUGUCGUUCGGCGCAUCGUCUGCCAAAUCAUCAAUGCAUUUUUUAAGUGGUGGAAACUCCCGGGAAUCCCCUUUCCCCUUCCCAAGAAAAAGGGGUUCCUGGAAGUGUUGUACUUGGACGAGGAUAUUCGGGUUACCAAGGGCAACCGGGGCGGAUUUUUUGUCCACUUUCGCCCUGGAUUUCUGAAUCAAGUCAUGCCGCUGUAAUGUUUCGUGUGGAUUAUUUCUCGUAGAAGAACGAAGAGAGUGCUUCUUCCGAUGCGUUCUCCAAGUAAACAAUCACGUUGCCAAUACUCCCAGCAGAAAAUUUUAUGGCAGAAAUCAAAACAUAUGCGCCUAGAAAACUUGUGGAAACCAACCCAUCAACGACAUGGCAAUGCAAACCUGACUUGUGUCAACUGAAACAUUUCUCUUACAGACCCAACUCACUUCUCGCUACUAAGUUAAGUAUAAACGUAUUUAUAAUAC
Pseudo-nitzschia multistriata is the source of this 1219-nucleotide messenger RNA. The record is from the annotation of a GenBank genome assembly. Lineage: Eukaryota; Bacillariophyta; Bacillariophyceae; Bacillariales; Bacillariaceae.